Molecule: messenger RNA, 1029 nt
Organism: Paramecium pentaurelia
Lineage: Eukaryota; Ciliophora; Oligohymenophorea; Peniculida; Parameciidae
Source: the annotation of a GenBank genome assembly
AUGUCCUUUUUUUUAUAUAGUAAAUUUCAAGUAUAUGAAAUUGGAGAAUACUAUAAUAAUGUCAAAUGUGGUUUUUGGAAAUAUUUUCUAAAUAAAAAAGAUAUGUAUAUACAAAGUUAUGAUCUAGCGGAGGUGGAUAAUGAGAUGAUUAAGGUUAAAAAAUGGUAAAAAUAGUGAUGAAUUUUGGGAGUAUAUUUGCUUCUUUUGAUUUUUAGACUAAGCCAAAUCAUUUAUAAUAGUAAAUAUAAAAACGGAAACAAAGUUGGUCUUUUGGGAUACCUAUUUUGAGGAGGAUGGGAAAAUUAAAUAAUUUAAAUUAAUUUAAGAUUAUGUUAUAAUUUGUAUAUCUUUUUCACCAAUUAUGAAAAAAAGUGUGGAAGUAUUUAUGGUGAAAAAAUAUUGAGUUUGAAUUUUAAGGUCCAUUAAAUUUGGGAAGUAGAUUGAGUUAAGUUAUAGGUUUUGGAGGUAAAGGUUUACAAGUAAUUUUUGUUAGAAACAGUUAAAACAUUUUUAUUGGAAAAUAUAAAAAUGAUAAAGAAAUUGGGACAUGGGAUAUUUAUUUUAAUUUACAUUAAUGUAAAUUAGUAUUUUUAAUUUUUUAAAUAAAAUCACAAAUAGAGAAGGCGGAAAAUAUGAUAGUGAAGGCUCAUAAAAGAUUGGAAAGUGGAUAGAAAUAAGUGAUGGAUUUUGGAGGUAGUAUUAAUUCAUAUAUAUAUAUAUUUGAAAAGAAAAAGAAAAAUAGUUUUUAUUGGUGAAUAUUAGAAUAGAAAGAAAGUUGGAAUGUGGAAUUUUCCAUUUUUUAAUUGGGAUUAUGAUAAACCAAUAGAAGUGAUGUAAUAGCUUAUAGGAUAAUAAAAUUAUGGCAGCGGAUAAUAUGAGUAAAUAAAAAGGGGCGAUAGUAAUAUUAGUUAGAUUAAGGCAGGAAAUUGGAUUGAAUUGAACGAUAUAUUUGAGCGGAAUUAUUAACUAAAAUAUCAUAGUGAAUAUUAAAAUGGUAUAAAAAUUGGUAGGUUGGAUAUUGAGAGUUGA